Messenger RNA from Humulus lupulus (European hop), 2094 nucleotides. Its product is annotated as AMSH-like ubiquitin thioesterase 1. The record is from RefSeq and is a predicted model, not a curated record. Gene Ontology annotation, biological process: protein K48-linked deubiquitination; protein K63-linked deubiquitination. The coding region runs from base 247 to 1770 and encodes 507 amino acids. NCBI's taxonomy places the organism in Eukaryota, Viridiplantae, Streptophyta, Magnoliopsida, Rosales, Cannabaceae. The transcript is spliced from 14 exons. Gene Ontology annotation, molecular function: K63-linked deubiquitinase activity; metal-dependent deubiquitinase activity; protein binding. Gene Ontology annotation, cellular component: endosome; membrane.
GAUUGGUCGAUUUCCGCUUUUGACCGAACCCAAACAAACCCCGUUGCUUGUACGGUAUUCUCUUCCCCUCUCGUUCUCGGAUUCGUGCUCUCUUACCACAGAGCCUGAGCCGCCAUUGACGAUCUUUUGUUCCAUAGUUCCCAAUUUCAUCUUCAUCGCGAAUCGCUAACUUCCGAUCCCCGGAAAAUGCUGUGUCCCUAGAAAGAAACAGAAAGAAAACGAAAGAAAAGUCGCUCAUAUAUCAAGAUGAGGUCUUCUUCGGAUGUAAUCAACAUCGCUGCCAGUGCUCAGAAAAUCGAUGUAGACAACAGGAUUUCUCUCCGUUACUACAAUCGGAUUGCUGAUAACAUUCUCCGACAGGCCAACAUCUUUCGACAAGAAAAGAAUAUCAUUGAUCUGUACGUUAUGCUUCUAAGGUUCUCAAGCUUGGUCUCUGAAACAAUACCAUGCCAUCGAGAUUAUAAUGCAUCUGGUAAAAGCAAAAGAGAUUACUUGAGAAAGAAUUUAUUGAAUGCUUUGAGUGAGCUGGAGGAUUUAAAGCCAGCAGUGCAAGAGAAGAUCAAUGAACUGAACAGAAAGUAUGCAUAUCAAACCAAUGGGUGGACCCAUCGUAAUCAAAAGGGUUCAGUAGAGUGGCCUUCUGUCAAAAAGCAAACUUUGACAGCAGAUGAUGUAACUAAGUUAGCAAGAACAACUGUCCAAGACCCCGUACAUCGUAAUUCAAGACCUCUGCAGUUUUCUCAUCCUAAUUCUGUUGAAGAACGGUUUCGGAAAUUAUCUCUUAGACCACGUCCAACAGAUGAAACACUCUCGAGACAUUCUAUUUUGGGACCGAAUGGGCUUAAUGGGCAGUGGCAACCUCCUAUAACUGACAAAGGGAUCCGGUAUCCAAGCAUUAUAGGCCUGAGUCCUGUUGAAAUCCCAAGCCAACAACCUGUAGAACAGGAACCCACAGUUAACAAAAGCAAUAACCAAUCAGAACAUGAAAAACUACUUGUGGGGUUAUUUCAAACACAGAGUAGUGAUGUUAAUCAGACGAGUCAAGAUGAGGAUUCCCUAAUUUCAUUUGAAACACCAGAAGCUCCUGCUCAUGUAGAAAUUAUCAGGCAGCCUUCUCCACCACCUGUACUUGCUGAAGUACAAGAUUUGAUUCCUGCUGUCUCACCUCAAGUUUCUGAAGUAGACUGUGGAGUAGAUUCACUUAUGGCAGAUGAAUUAGUUCGGGCUGAAACACCCCUACAAUUACACAUUUCGACAACGAUGAUGGAGAACUUUAUGAAGCUUGCUAGGUCAAAUACUGAUAGAAACUUGGAAACUUGUGGUGUCCUAGCUGGUUCACUUAAAAACAGAAAAUUUUAUGUUACAGCUCUCAUCAUUCCGAAACAGGAAUCAACAUCAGAUUCUUGUCAGACGACAAAUGAGGAGGAAAUAUUUGAGGUUCAGGAUAAGCGAUCACUUUUCCCCCUUGGGUGGAUUCAUACUCAUCCUACACAGUCUUGUUUCAUGUCAUCGAUUGAUCUUCAUACCCACUACUCAUAUCAGAUAAUGUUGCCAGAAUCAGUUGCAAUUGUCAUGGCACCCAGAGAUUCUACGAGAAAUCAUGGUAUCUUCCGGUUGACAACUCCUGGUGGCAUGUCUGUCAUAAGACACUGCCAGCAACGUGGUUUUCAUCCGCAUAACCUGCCUGCAGAUGGUGGGCCUCUUUACAAGACCUGUACAGAUAUUUACAUGAACCCCAAUCUAAAUUUUGAUGUCAUUGAUCUUCGUUGAUAACAUUUGUUAGAAAUUUCGAAUGCUUGAUAUGCUUAUUACCCUGAUGCAAUUGUUCAUAUAACAUACGUGUGCAAUUAUUGGAUGUGUUGUUAGGAUCGGCCCUAACAAUGUUGGAGUACUUGUGUUGUCUGUCUGUAUAGAGAAAAAGGCAUAUACUGCCCGCUGGCUGAAUAUCUAUUCCAUUUGUGGUUAUUAGUUGGCCAUAUUUUGAACUCAAAUGGCUUGCGUUCAGAAGAAAAGAAAUUGGAUCUCAUUGUUUUUUAAUCGGUUACAGAACCAUUAUAUUUGGUGAAGGCAUAUUCACUUUUCAAUUCAAACUCA